GGAUGCCCGGCUACGCCGCCUACUUCGGCCUGCUCGACGUGUGCGACCCCCGGCCGGGAGACGUGGUCGUCGUCAGCGGCGCCGGCGGGGCCGUGGGGUCGCUCGCCGGACAGAUCGCCCGCAUCCACGGCUGCACCGCCGUCGGGCUCGUCCGCUCCGACGAGAAGGUGAAGUGGCUGACGGAAGAGCUGGGCUUCGAGCACGCCUUCAACUACCACACGACGGACGUGGGCGCGGCGCUGCGGCGGGUGGCGCCCGGCGGGGUCGACGUCUACUACGACACGGUGGGCGGCGACCUGAGCUCCGCGGUGGCCGACUGCAUGCGCGAGCGGGGGCGCAUCGCCGUGUGUGGCUGCGUGUCCACGUACAGCGACCCGCGCCCGCCCAAGAUGCUGCUCAUCCCGCCCGCCGUCGUCCGCAAGCGGCUGCGCAUGGACGGCUUCAUGUUCACCCAGUGGCGCGACCGCUGGCCGGAGGCCGACGAGCGGAUGGCGCUCUGGAUCAGGCAGGGCCGGCUCAAGUGGCGAGAGACCAUCACCGACGGCUUCCUCAACACGCCGCGCGCGUUCGCCGCCAUGCUCAGGGGCGACGCCAUCGGCAAGGCUCUCGUCAAAGUCUGACCACAAACUCCAGCGUCGGACAGUGCUCGAAUGUACACGCGGCUGACUGACUGUGGACCUCUCACUUUUCCCACCGAGCAGAUUCCCGAAUGUGAAAGUGACUUGAGCGUAGACUAUCGCAGCCAUAGGCAUCUCGAUCUGAGAGAGUGGCGUCGUGCAUAAGGAAUGUACUCGAACAUGGGGGUACUGCAGGUGGCCUUCAAGGAGAAACUGCAAAGUGAUGAUCUAAUGCCAGUACACCGGUGUAUAUGAGGGGCGUUCGCUAACUAACGCAACACAUUUUUUUCUGAUAGUUGGCUUCAUUCAGGAUUCCAGUACACGAGGCCGGCCGGGGUGGCCGAGCGGUUCUAGGCGCUACAGUCCGGAACCGCGCGGCUGCUAUGGUCGCAGGUUCGAAUCCUGUCAUGGGCAUGGAUGUGUGUGAUGUCCUUAGGUUAGUUAGGUUUAAGUAGUUCUAAGUUCUAGCGAACUGAUGACCUCAGAAGUUAAGUCCCAUAGUGUUCAGAGCCAUCUGAACCAGUACACGAUAUUAUUCCCCACUCUUUUAAAAAGCACUCCGUCUUCAGGCCACGAGUGGCCUACCGGGACCAUCCGACCGCCGUGUCAUCCUCGGUGGAGGAUGCGGAUAGGAGGGGCGUUGCGUCAGCACACCGCUCUCCCGGUCGUAAGAUGGUAUUCUUGAGCAAAGCCGCUACUAUUCGGUCGAGUAGCUCCUCAAUUGGCAUCACGAGGCUGAGUGCACCCCGACAAAUGGCAACAGCGCAUGGCGGCUUGGAUGGUCACCCAUCGAAGUGCCGACCACGACCGAUAGCGCUUAACUUCGGUGAUCUCACGGGAACCGGUGUAUCCACUGCGGCAAGGCCGUUGCCAUUCUCCACUCUUUUGGCUACAGAAAUCUGUUUUUCAACACAAUCUCCGUUCAAUGCGACGGCCUACGGCACAUUACUCGGAGGGCAUGGUAUCACUCUACGUCGCAACCAAUAUCAUUCUGCAUCAACAUCCUCUUACAUCCAACUUACUGUUUCCUGUGGAGUGCAUCCUUCACUGGCCCAAACAGAUGGAAGUCAGAAGGUGCGAGAUCGUUUCGUAGUGAUGAGCCUACGUUCAUCACCUGUGACCGUGAUCCACAGAAAAUUGUCACGAUCAGUCUCGCAACGGGCAACCAAUUCCACACAAGUGCCCUUUAUGGUCCUCUGCUAGGUGGCGAGGAAACCAGCAGUCACACACAUAGGAGUAACCCCAAGUGGUGCACUAGUACGUUAGCACUACAAACAGAGACGUACAGUUGAGCAGCGAGGUGUUUCAUUGCGAUCCGUAGAUCACCUCGAAUGAGAGUGUCCGCACGUUUCAACAUUGCAGGAGUCGCAGCUGCGUGUGCCGCCAGCUGGCACGUGGGAGAUCAGACGAGUUUGCGCGGUCUUGUGUCGACGAUGACAGGUGCCUCGCCGAACGAAUCGCUGUGCUUUUGGUAACUGCCAGGUGUCCGUAGACAUUGCGCAAACACCUCUGAAUAUCUGCGAUGAUCUGGCUUUCCGCCAAGAGAAACUCACUGUCAGCUCUCUGCUUGCAAUGCAACUCCGUUAUAGACGCCGUUUUGAGGGCUACACAUAACACUGUGCCAGCCGGUGUGGCCGAGCGGUUCUAGGCGCUUCAGUCUGGAACCGCUCGAUCGCUACGGUCGCAGGUUCGAAUCCUGCCUCUGGCAUCGACGUGUGUAAUGUCCUUAGGUUGGUCAGGUUUAAGUAGUUCUAAGUUCUAGGGGACUGAUGACCUCAGAUGUUAAGUCCCAUAGUGCUCAGAGCCAUUUGAACCAUAACGCUGCCACAUGCUGGAACUUUACGAGACCGUAGGGGCUGCGACGGAAACAUUCCAUGAUGUCCCACAACAAAUUCCGCUUUUAUUCAGCGAAAAUUUGCCGACAAAAAAGUGUUGCAUUACUAACUAAACGCCCCUCAUAUAGUGAAGGAAGUGGAAAGUGUUACCUCAUGAAACACUAGUUCGAUAUUUAUUAAACAUUGCGAAGAUGGUCAUGAAAGAAUAGGUGUUAAAUGAUUAAAUUUUCAUUCAGUCAGGAAAUGAAUGCCAACACCAGUGUCAGUACGAGGUUCCAUCCCCAUGCUGAGGAAUACUCCCUCGUAAUUUUUAUGAUAUGGAAGCAAAAACGAGGAAUUUCUUGCCUAGCGUGAAACGCAUGCUGAUAAAGUAGAACCGUUGGCAAAGGAGAAUGGUGAUUUUACUGGACAUAAAUUUCAAGUCAUUUAUUGACAGACAGUCAGCAUAUUGUACAUCAUGGUAAAAACAAUUACACAAUUGUUGAUCAUAACUAAUGUUAACGUCCACUUGCAUUGCAUAAUAUUUGUUAUAAAAAAAUCUUUCGUCU
Schistocerca nitens (vagrant locust) is the source of this 3000-nucleotide messenger RNA. RefSeq names its product putative NADP-dependent oxidoreductase YfmJ. Gene Ontology annotation, biological process: prostaglandin metabolic process. The record is from RefSeq and is a predicted model, not a curated record. The transcript is spliced from 2 exons. Bases 3 to 620 code for a protein of 205 amino acids. Gene Ontology annotation, molecular function: 15-oxoprostaglandin 13-reductase [NAD(P)+] activity. NCBI's taxonomy places the organism in Eukaryota, Metazoa, Arthropoda, Insecta, Orthoptera, Acrididae.